Molecule: messenger RNA, 3969 nt
Organism: Penicillium taxi
Lineage: Eukaryota; Fungi; Ascomycota; Eurotiomycetes; Eurotiales; Aspergillaceae
Product: chromatin segregase YTA7
Exons: 2
Biological process (GO): positive regulation of transcription by RNA polymerase II
Cellular component (GO): nucleus
Molecular function (GO): chromatin binding; ATP hydrolysis activity; histone binding
Source: RefSeq, a predicted model, not a curated record
AUGGCUCCCGCCAUGGGCGUUAAUCCUUAUGGAACAGAUUCCGAGGAUGAAGACUACGAAGACGAUGCCCCCAUCCCCCCUCGACGCAACGGUAGUAAGUCGAAAUCCACCUCACGCAACAAGAACUACUACGCAAAGAAGUCUCGCCGCAUCACCGAUGAAGACGAAAUAACGGAUGACGAUGUCAUUUCUUCUCUUGAUGACGAGCCCGAGGAACCAGUCCAUCCCGAUCAACUCAACGCUCGCGGUAGUCAACGACGCAGAACUGUCCCGACCAAUGGCUACAAAGAGAAAGAUGCUUCUGAUGAGGAAGCUUAUGAUGAAGCCUCUUCCGGCGAGGAUGAAGUUAACCAAAAUGAUGAGGUAGUUGCGACCAUUGAAGAGGCUUCUGUAAUCGAUGAUUCAGUUCCUACGGACGAUUCGCCUCUCGAGCAAUUCGAGCCCGCUCAACCGUCGAAGGUGGUCAAACUCCCCUUCAAUUCUCGUCGCGUUACAAGAAACACGUGCGCUGUUGAUGAUGGACUCUUUGCUUUGUCGGAAUCCGGCCGCCACGCGAAUGUUGUUGACAAGGGAUCAAAACGACCUGCCUCUCGGCAGCCCGCAGGCAAGAAACCCCCAGGAAAGAAGCUCAAGGGGGAUGACAGCGACGACUUCAAACCUGAUGAAGAAGAUGAAGAGAGCUCCAAUGACGAUGCAAGUUCUUCACCUCCGUCUCGGUCUCGUAAGGGAACUCAGACACAGGAUGACAGCCCGUCUGCCCGCCCGAGAACUCGGGCGUUUUCUGAACAGGAAGAAAUGGCCGAAGAGCUGCACGAGUUGGGAGUCCGCUCUAAGAAGCGCGUCCGAUCGCCGCAGCCUGCCCAUAAUCGGGUUAAGCGCAACAAGCCAAUUCACAAUUACGCCAUUCCACAUCCGGACGAGGCCGAGCAGCAAGAGUCCGAGAAAGAGUCUCCCUUUCGUCGUGGCCCUACUGGUCCCUGGAAGCGCACGUUGUUCCCAACCGCUGGCCCCUUUGGUGGUGCCCGACCCUCUAUUCUUGGUCCCGUCGAAGGUAACAAUGCCCUCGUAGAUUUUGAUGCCGAUAGUAGCGACGAGGAAUCCAGUCAACCGGAUAUCACCCCUUCCGGCCAGGCCGUCCCUACCUCUACCGACAAGGUAUCAGGAAAGGUUGUGAAUCUUGGAAAAUUGAAGGACAAGAAAAUCUUGUCAGAUGCGGACCCCUUGGGCGUGGAUUUAAAUGUCGAUUUCGACAGCGUCGGUGGUUUGCAAGGCCACAUACUACAACUUAAGGAGAUGUUGGCGUUGCCGCUGCUUUACCCCGAAAUUUUUGCCAAAUUCGGCAUUGUUCCGCCCCGUGGGGCCUUAUUCCACGGUCCUCCUGGUACUGGUAAGACCCUAGUGGCUCGGGCCCUCUCCAAUAGCCUUAGCUCCGAAGGUCAUAAAGUGACUUUCUACAUGAGAAAGGGUGCAGAUCUUCUGAGCAAAUGGGUAGGAGAAGGUGAGCGGCAGCUUGUUCUGCUGUUCGAGGAAGCGAAGAAGACUGCGCCGUCCAUUAUUUUCUUCGAUGAAAUCGAUGGGUUGGCGCCACCCCGAUCAGGGAAGAGUGAGCAAUCUCACACAACUUCUUUAGUCUCAACACUUCUGUCAUUGAUGGACGGCUUGGAUGGUCGUGGUCAAGUGAUUGUUCUCGGCGCAACCAACCGACCGGACGCUGUCGACCCUGCCCUUCGACGUCCUGGUCGUUUCGACCGUGAAUUUUACUUCCCCCUUCCAGAUACCGAGGGUCGUCGGGCGAUCCUUGACAUCCAUACGAAGGGUUGGAACCCGGCCCUCUCAGAAGUGGUCAAAGACGAGAUUGCGCAGUUAACAAAAGGAUAUGGGGGCGCCGAUCUGCGAGCCUUGUGCAUGGAGGCCGCAUUGAUAGCGGUCCAAAGACGGUACCCUCAGAUUUACAAAUCUGCCCAGAAACUCCUUAUCGACCCAACAACGAUCACUGUUCUGCCCACCGACUUUAUGGCUGCCGCCAAAAAGAUCCUCCCGUCAUCAGAACGUUCGACGUCAUCAGGAGCAUCUCGGCUGCCCGAGAGUAUUGAGCCUCUGCUGCGCUGUUCUCUCAAAAGAAUAGAGAUCAUCCUUAAAGACGUUCUCCCGCAGUACAAACCUCUUACUACGUUGGAGGCGGCCGAAUACGAAGAGGAUAGCCGGCGCGAGAAAAACCUUGAAGAAUUCGAUCGCUCCCGUGUCUAUAGACCACGACUAUUGAUCAGAGGCAAUAAAGGAAUGGGCCAGCAGUAUCUUGCAGCCGCGCUUUUGAACGGAUUUGACGGCUUGCACGUCCAAUCUUUCGAUUUGCCCACCUUGAUUAGCGACUCGACUCGUUCACUCGAAAUGGCAGUUCUCAAUUCGUUCACAGAGGUUCGAAAGCAUAAGCAGGGGGUGAUUUUCAUCCCGGAUCUGCAGGCAUGGUGUGAUACCGUGGGCCCUACUAUAAUCAAAACUUUCAUGGCCAUGAUGCGGUCAAUUCCACCGACUGACCCCAUUCUGCUGCUCGGUGUGCUUGAGUCUACUGGAGACGGUUUAGACCAUGAGACAAUUUCCGACUUAUUUGGUUCGAGCAAAAACAACGUCUUUGAUCUCGAUUCUCCCGAUGAUGCUGAACGCCAUGCAUUCUUCUCCAAGAUCAUAGCAUACAUCAUGACUCCACCAUCGGAGUUUCCCGAAUCAACCCGGAAAAAGCGGCAGUUGGAGAAGCUGCCACUUGCACCUCCACCUCCCCCUAAGGCGGAAGUCCCCUUGACAAAGCAACAGCUGAAAGCGCAAAAGAAGCAGGAUCGCACCGUCCUACAUCUCCUAAAACUACGCAUCCAGCCAACCAUGACUCAAGCAAAGAAGGCCAGGAAAUUCAGGACUGGCAUCAUCGACGAAACAAAAAUCCGCUACCUUUAUGAUGAAGCCGAUCCCGAUAUUGUGACGGGCGAUGUUCACAAUGCCGAGGACCGGCCUUAUGAAAAGGCUUUGGACAAGAAUGGUGUCAUCGGACUUCGAGAAGUAUCUACGGAUAAAUUCUAUUAUAACAUGGAUCUUUCCUUGAUAGAGAAAAGACUCUCGAACGGGUUCUAUACCCGAUUCGGCGAUUUUCUAGCGGAUUUCAAAAAAAUUGCCAAGGACGCUCGGGUCUUGGGCGAUGAGGAGAGAAUUAUCCGUGCUAACGAACUUCUCGCCAACGUCGAAAUGGAUAUCACCGCAAUUGAACAGUCGGAUCCCCUUUUGAUAUUCCAAACUGACCAGCUACACUCUCGGAUGCUUGCUCGGAAUGCUGUCGUUGCCGUUGCUACGGAAGAAGUUGAGGAGAAUUCCUCCCGCCUCGUAAGGAAUCCUAUCAGCAACGGGUCCGGAAACACUGGCCCAGAUCUCACCGUAGGUCAGCUACACUCUCAGAUGCUUGCUCAGAAUGCCGUCGUUACCGCUGCCACGGAGGAGGAAGUUGAGGGAACACCUUCCCGCCCAGCAGAGAAUUCUGUCAGCAACGGGUCCGGAAACACUGGUCCAGAUCUCACCGUAGGUCAGCUAAACUCUCAGAUGCUUGCUCAGAAUGCCGUCGUUACUGCUGCCACGGAGGAGGAAGUUGAGGGAACACCUUCCCGCCCAUCAGGGAAUUCUGUCAGCAACGGGUCCGGAAACACUGGGCCAGAUCUCACCGUGUAUCCGGACCGGGGUGAUCAGGAAGAUCACCUACCAGAUACCCAACAAGGUACGCAGCAAGGCUCGGUGGUAGUAGAUAGUGAAGUGGUCGAGGAGCUACACCAAGCUCUCACGGAUAAGUCGCGAGGCUUAUCCGUGGAGCAGCUCCAACACAUCUCAUCCACCAUCACUGUUUACCUUUGGGAAAAGAGGGGGGAGUGGGACCGGACACAAGUGUGUAGAGGAGCAAUUAUUCUCCUUGACCAAGUAUUGGGAGAGACCCUUUUG